CGCGCGCACAUGGGCACGGACAUGGGUACAGUCGGGUGCACACACACACACACACACUAACACACUUCUGUAACUGGCGUCAGCGGAAGGUGCACGUGUGAACUGGAAAGAACAGAAGAUCGUUUUUUCUUCUGGACGAAAGAGAGCGAGACAGAAGAAGAGGCGCCUCGCGCGCGGCCGGGCAUGCGCCCCUGAACCCGACACCCGGUGACCCUGUGCGGGGCUGCGCGCGCGCUCUCUCUCUCUGCCUCCCUCCCUGCGCGUAAGGAUGGUUGAUAAGGGGCCCUUACUGACUUCUGCGGUCAUCUUCUACCUGUCCAUCGGGGCUGCGAUCUUCCAAGUGCUGGAGGAGCCGAACUGGAGCAGCGCAAUGAAGCGGUACAGACUGGAGAAGAGCAAGAUCCUAAAAGAUCACCCCUGUCUCACUGAACCAGAUCUCAACAGAAUACUGGAGGUGGUGUCCGAGGCUGCGGGACAGGGAGUCACCAUCACGGGAGACAAACCCUUCAAUAAUUGGAACUGGCCGAACGCUGUCAUAUUUGCUGCUACGGUCAUCACAACCAUCGGUUAUGGCAACAUUGCCCCUAAAACCUCAUCCGGGAGGGUUUUUUGCAUUUUCUACGGACUCUUUGGUGUACCACUCUGUCUGACCUGGAUCAGUGAACUUGGCAAGUUUUUUGGCGGAAGAGCAAAACACCUCGGACAAUCUCUCACUAAACGAGGUGUUUCAUUGAGGAAGGCACAGUUCACCUGCACAGCCAUCUUUGUGAUAUGGGGUGUACUGGUUCAUUUGGUCAUUCCUCCAUUCAUUUUCAUGUCUCAGGAGGGUUGGACCUACAUAGAGGGCUUGUACUUUUCCUUCGUCACCUUGACAACGAUUGGAUUUGGUGAUCUUGUAGCAGGUGUUAAUCCCAAUGCAAACUACCCCACUCUGUAUCGCUACUUUGUGGAGGUAUGGAUAUACCUGGGUUUGGCCUGGCUCUCCCUCUUCUUUAACUGGAAGGUGCGGAUGGUCAUCGAGGCUCACAAAGCUCUGAAGAAGCGGCGGAAACGUCACAAGCUCACGCUGGAUGAGAUCAAGCACUACAAAGAGGCCAACAAGGCCUUGCAGUUACCACCCGCCGGCAGUGACGUCAACAUCUUCAGCUUCCUGUCCAAGAAACGGGAGGGCUACAACGACCUCAUCAAACAGAUCGGUACCAAGAAGGAACGAGAUCAGAAUGCCGGUGCCAUCAGCACCAUAAAGCAGAACGAAUUCCUCCGCUCCCAGAGCUGCAACGAUGCCGUCUGCAUCAACGGAAACGCAAUCGUCAACCUAGAGCAAUCGCCCAGGCAGAAACGCCGCUACAGCUUCAGUGACCGCGUCACGGUGGUCUUCUCCAAGUCCAAAAGCUACCUGCUGGGCUCGGAUGAAGGCCCACUCCUAAAUGAGAUGCAGGUUGAGGGUGAGCUGGAAGCGGACAUGGGGACGAUGUAUGAGAAUCAGUUGGAUAAAGAGGCAGGGGAGGAGCACAGGACCCUCGGGCCCGGGGGCUGCGCUCCUGGACGUCAUGCGUGGGACUCGAAUGAGUAUCAGCCGGUUAUUAUUCAGAAUGCCAACAUCACUUUUAUUGAUGAAGAGAACCUGCUGAACAACAGCCUGGUGGAUGAGGACGAAGAUGACCAGGUCAAGGUCAAGCUCUCGACCUCGGAUGAAAACGGUGAGUCCGAGACCGAUUCCAAGGAGGAGCAGUGCUCAGAAUCGGAGGAGUCCGUGUUCACGGACGGAUCUGAUCGCGGUCAUUCCUACGAGCAGCUGGUGGAGGAGUAUUCCAAGGAAAACAACACGGACACCUGAAGUAAUCAUCCAUCAGUGUGUUUGUUUUAUUUUUUUUUUUUUAAUUAUGGACAUUUUGUGCGAACUUUCAGACAUUUCCGUGUCCAAAUUGAUCAAAGAAACACUUUUUGCAAUCCAUUUCAAAACGUUCGUUGAUGGAGUCAAUGUGAAUUGCAUCUGAAGUCAGUAUUACGCUGAGUAGACGCUGUACAAUAUUAUUAAGCAAAUGUCUUACUCCACAACAGCCCAUGACCGAAAUGACCUGAACGAACUCUAUGGACAGAGCGUCUGAAGCUAGAACUCAAGACUGUGUGUUAGUUCUUUCUUUAAUCUGUGGUCUUAUUUCUAGGUUUGCCUAAAAUAUUCAUUAUAAUUUAUUAAAUUAUGUUUGGGGUGGGAGGGGCUUAAGUGUAAUGAUAAGCCGAAUGAGUUGCAGACUGGUUCAGGGGAGACGAACCCGUCACGUGAUUCCUUUAAGAAUCGCUCCUGAGUCUCACUUUUAUUCACCAUAUUGGUGUUUUUUUUUUGUAUCAACAUAAUGAAGGACAACAGCAUUCUAUUUGCAUUAUGUUUUGAACCGUUUUUAUAGGUUUUGACAUUUUCAUCACAAUUUUCUGGAUGUAAUUGCCAGUCUGAGAGUCACGGCUACACGUGCUUCCUCUGAGGCAUGAUAAGCUUUGUGUCUUUUACAUUUAUAGUUUGGAUUUUUUUUUUUCUUUUAAAGUCUGUCUUAAAUCAAAAUUGAGCUGAAUAUCAGUACAUUACGGUAGGUCUACUGUAGGUCGUUGUAGAUCUUCCUGCUCAGUGAGAUGGCACAAGCUUCAUAUGAGUUCCAGCUGAACUUUGGAACACAUUUACUCCUGGAACGAGGGUUGUGAAAUUUGGCCUCCAUUACAUACGCUGUGCUCGCGUUCCAGGUGAGAAACUUCACGGUCGGUGUGCAGAACAUAAAAAAUGUGUAACGACCAAGAACUACGAUAAUGCACUUCUAUACACCUCAACUCUGAUUUAGGAAAAUCCACACACUUCCUUUACGGUCCCUGACAUUUACAACUUCCCAUUUUAUUUGUGAAUCUGUGUGUAAACGCAGUCAGUCAGUUGCGGCGCCCCCUGUCUGUGGACAGCAUAUUGCACUAGUCUGAUACAGUCUGAGCCAUUAAAGACUGCUCUGUUCCCUCGCUCGUGUAGUAUUCAGAACCAAGUCUCUUCUGAGCACUGUACCAAUCUGGCAGUUACCUUUUUAACAUAUUAUUAUUAUUAUUAUUUUUAUUAUUAAGCUAGCUGGAUUAGAUGGUUCAUAAUUUGAUGAUGGUCCUGGAUUUUUCUGUUGUCAGGCCUGUCUGGAAGUUCAGACGCACUCGGGCUUAUUUUGCGUAAACAAGAUCAAAUCAUGCAUUUUGACGCUUGUUGUUUAUGCUAUUCCAAGUUCUUUUUGUGUAUUUGAGCCAAUGGUUAUUUUUCUGAUCCUUAGAUGGUGUUUUAAUAAUUCCAGAUAAAUCAAUCAAUCUGUACUAGUUCCUCAGGUGUGUUCGAGGAGCUGAACUGCUACUACUAGUCCAGUCUAGUAUAGUAUUGUGUGAAAGUUUUGAGCCCCCCCUCAUUUCUUUACAUUUUGCCUUCAAAGCUCCAGACGUUCAAAUAUUUUGAAUGUAGUGUCGAGGAAUACUUCUCCAGGCCUCCUGAUGGACUUUUCUGUCUCUCAUUUUUUCCCUGUACCUUAGCAGUUUUUUUUUUUUUUUUUCGUUAAGUCACACAGUGUCCAAACAUUUUUUCCUAUUUCUUUAUUCCUGUUAAAUCUUUAUCAUUUCAUUUUAUUAACGUAAAGAAAUGAUGGGUGGCUCAAGACUUUGCACGGUUCCGUGUAUCUUGAUUUUGCAGAGCAUCGUAAAAAGGAUGGCACUUAAGCCAGGUGGUUGUUGUUGUUUUUGUUUUUUCAAAGGUUAUGUGAAGUUUGUUGGCCUAUUAUGUCUUAAAUUAUUGUUUGUUUUUAUUGGUUAGAGCAAAUAUUUACAAUCUCUCGCCUAGACAUGCCUAAAACAAGGACAGACACAGAGGCACGAAUAAACAGUGCAGAAAUAAUGCAGAAUUAUUUUACCUAAACUUUAAUAACUGUCUUCAAUGUCCUCACUCCUAGUUAUUAAUGAUUAAUAUUUCACUUAAGGUAAAAAAAAAAAAGAAAUUAGUUUUUUUUUUAUGUCCUAUUAUAUUAGAAUUAUAACAAGGUGAAGUUAUUAUAUAAUGCAGUAACCACCUGAUUCUCCCUCGUCUGCACUUGCGUCGAGAACGUCAGGGGUGACGUUUUGUAGAAAUGCUAAAAUCUAGGCAAACAAGGCAAAAUAUGGAUAUCCUGCUUGUAAUUCCCUCGACUGGGGAGUGUGUCUCUCACAGGCCUCCUGCGUCACGGUGCAAGGCAGCACCAGUGCGAGGAAAACGGCUUCCUGAGGGUGUUUCCUGUCUUGGAUUAAUUACACAGCGCACAUCCUUGGGUCAGUUUGUCCUAGUGCUGCCUCGUGUUCCAAGAUUCGUUCUGUUCAUUUUUUACUCUAGAUUUGUGUGUGUGUGUGUGUGUGUGUGUGUGUGUGUGUGUGUGUGUGUGUGUGUGUGUGUUAGUACUACACUGGCUCACUACAUAUGCUGCCUUAUUAAUCUGUUCUAAGUGCACUUGCUGCUCUGAUAUUAAUUGAUGUCCAUAUGCCAAAGCCUUUAGUAUUGUUUUGGAUGCGUGUUUGAGCGCAGCGACCUGCUAGUGAACUGCGGUAGCGUUGUUGAUCACUUAUCCACUUGUUUAGGUUAAUUAUCAGUGAUUUUAGCAAUUUUAUUUGAUGCAAUUUUCAAAACACAUUAGUAAAGCUGGAUCGUUUCGUGAAGUGCCUGCAAACAUCCUGGAUAAAAAUCGAAUCUCCCAAGUUCUCACCGAGAUAUUCGUGCGCUCUCGCGUAUGUAAACACUGGGGACCUGCUUGAAUGUAGCCGCCACUUUGUUCAGGCCAUAACCUUGAAGCCUUGUAAUCUGUAUUUACCUUUCCUGCACUCGGAGUGACACAAGUGGCCGUAAACCUUACGCAGGUGAUCGAGGUUAAAUAGUGACCGUUUAAGCACGUCAUCUUUAUGCAAACAGGAAUGUUGGAAAAAUCUCACGUGUCUAUAAUCACAUUUCUAAACUGUCACGUUCUUUUAAAUUGUUACUGUAAAUGGAUGUUCAGUUGAUGAAUGAGUUAUUUCGUGUCUGUUUCGUGAUGUUAUGUGCCGACUCUUUCCAUCGAGCGUCUCUCGGUGCCACAUCGGCUUCUCUGUUUAAAGCUUUGUGUUCAAACUGCAUCCUACUGAUGAUCAGCUGAAAAAUGUUUGUCGAGGACAUUUCUAUCCUGUAAUCCUUUAGGAUCAGGUACUAUAGAAGGUGGACUUGUGUUUCUCUCUCUCUCACACACACACACACACCACAAACUUGACUGAAUGCAGGCGAAAAACGAACCAUUGUUUUUGAGUCUGAGGUACUGCUCUGGUUUUUGAAGGAUUUAAACUCGUGGUAUUUAUCAUUUCCCUGACUUGUAUUAUUCACACUCCAGCAUAUUGUAAAAAGUCUUGUUUUAAAUGUGAUGAUUUAUUUCAAUUUUCUGUUUUCGAGAAAUAAAGAUUUAAGAAUACACUUA
This is a messenger RNA of Clarias gariepinus (North African catfish), 5465 nucleotides long. RefSeq names its product potassium channel, subfamily K, member 5a (gene kcnk5a). Lineage: Eukaryota; Metazoa; Chordata; Actinopteri; Siluriformes; Clariidae. Gene Ontology annotation, cellular component: membrane. Bases 269 to 1837 code for a protein of 522 amino acids. The record is from RefSeq and is a predicted model, not a curated record. The transcript is spliced from 5 exons. Gene Ontology annotation, biological process: stabilization of membrane potential; potassium ion transmembrane transport. Gene Ontology annotation, molecular function: potassium ion leak channel activity.